CUUCAGCUGGGAUUUAUUUUGCUUAAAGUGCUCAUUGUCUCAUUGUUGAUUGUAGCUGAGUCCUUUUCAGAUUUCAUCCAUUUUCACUUCUCCCUGUGAUGUGUUUAUUUUUUUAAAAAAGAAGCCUCUUCCUGUUUGUGAGCAUGCGGUGCCUUUGUUGUACCAUGUCUGCCCAGUCUGCCUCAGCCCAGCAUACAUCAGGUGUAGAGGAUGAUGUGAUCUAUGAUGAUGUUACAAAUGAAGAUCAGUUUGCUGAGGAGCAGGUGCCCAUGGAAGAAUUGAUCUACGAUGAUGUGAAUCGGGAAGUAAAUUGUAUCAGUCCAGCACAGCUCGAAGACGGUUGGAGUUCCAGUGAAUUUGAGAGCUAUGAUGAUCACUCAGAUGAAGAAAAUAAACCUGGAGGAGAACAACAAAAGUCCAAAGCUGUCCUUCAGCCAAAGCUUUCCCCGGAUCUCAGUAGACUGAAGGAGAAGUACGCCAGGACUAAGAGAGAAUUCCUGGCAAUGAAAGUCAGGGGCAGAGACGUACAGGAGCUGAAACAGCGAUAUGACUGCAAGAUGCAGCAGCUAAUGAAGGCAGCAAGAAAUGGAACGAAGGAUGGACUGGAAAAGACAAAAAAUGCAGUAAUGCGUAAAGUGUCAUUCCUUCAAAAGAGAGAGCCUCAAGACCAAUAUGAGGAGGAUGAUGCUGGCUAUCUUGAUGUUCAGGUAUCAGACUCGAAACAUCCCCCACCAGAGCUAGGUCCGAUGCCUGCGGGGCUGACUCCUCAACAGGUCUGUAGCCUUUCAUGCUUCAACUCUGCAUCCUUUGGAUUUCUUGAACAUUUCCGAGCAUUCCCUCUUCGCUUCCAUAUUUUCUUUCUCUCCCAGGAAUAUAAGAAGCCAUUGCUGGAAGCAGAGCCAAAGUUGUUGAGUGCAAGGAAGUUACGGGUGGUCUUCUAUCGUCUGAAAGAAGUUCUGCAGUGCCACUCUAUGUUUCAGAUCGCCCUGUCUUCACGGGUAGCUGAGUGGGAUACCUCUGAGAAAAUUGGAGAUCUCUUUGUGGCUUCGUUCUCAAAAUCGAUGGUGCUUGAUGUAUACAGUGACUAUGUGAAUAACUUCACCAAUGCUAUGGCCCUCAUUAAGAAGGCCUGCCUGACUAAACCAGCCUUUCUGGAAUUCCUGAAGCGGAAACAAGCCUCUAACUCUGACCGGAUAACACUCUAUGGGUUGAUGGUGAAGCCAAUCCAACGAUUCCCACAGUUUAUUCUAUUACUUCAGGACAUGCUGAAGAAUACACCGAAAGGCCAUGCUGACCGGCUGUCCUUGCAGCUUGCCCUGACUGAGCUGGAAACACUGGCUGAGAAGCUUAAUGAGCAGAAGCGGGUCGUAGAUCAGGUGGCGGAGAUUCAGCAACUGGCGAAGAGUGUUGGAGACCGCACCCUCAACAAGUUGUUAAGUUCUGGCCAGCGGCAGCUUGUCCUAUGUGAGACUCUGACCGAGACGGUUUAUGGAGAGAAGGGACAGAUCCUCAAAUCCAAGGAGCGCCGUGUAUUCCUGCUCAACGAUCUGCUUAUUUGUGCCAACAUCAAUGUAAAGAGUCAGCCAGACAUUGGCAGUCUGGUUCCUGUCGGCCCGAAAUACACUGUGAAAUGGAGCACCCCACUGCUGCAGGUUCAGGUGGUGGAGGUUGGCCUAGAAGGGAAAGGGUACAACAAGGAUACAAUUAUCUUUCAGCAUCCAGGGAGCAAAAAGACCUCGUCUACCUCUCUAUCAAGCAAGAUUUAUAUGGGCCCCCCACGGCUUUACCAAGAGCUUCAGGAAUUGCAACAAGAUCUUACUGUUGUGAACCAGAUAUCACAGCUCAUCAGCACACUUCAUGGCACUUAUCAGAACCUAAACCUCAUUGUCGCCCAGGAUUGGACCCGAGCCCUCCAGAGGCUGAUCAGGAUUAAAGAGGAUGAGAUCCAAUCGGCAAACAAGUGUCGUCUCCGCCUCCUGUUGCCAGGGAAACCGGACAAGUCUGGAAGACCGGUCAGCUUUAUGGUGGUAUUCAAUACUUCGAAUCCUCGCAGUAAGAUUUCCUGGGUGAAUCGGCUACAUAUGGCUAAAGUUGCACUAACUAAGGAUAACCAGCCUGGCUGGCUCUGUAUUGAGGAUGAUGGAAAAACAAAGGCCCCAUUUUGGUGCCCUUUGCUGGCCUGUCGAAUGCCCUUGUACAGCUCAAAAUGUCCAGACCUGAAGCCUGCAGCAGCUCUUCACACUCCAGUGCAAUCAUCCUUACUUGGGAUCUCCAUUGCCAGUACGUGUCUGGCACAGGGAUACCUUUGGAUUGGCAGUGGGCGAGAACAGGGGCUGGGGCAGGUCGAUCUCUUCUCCUUGAACAGAUCUGCUCCCAAGCACGUCAAGUCCUUCCAGGUUAGCUCCUGGGUCUUGUGCAUGGAGUAUAUCCCCCUAACGGUCCGAGAGGAAGACGAUGGCGAUUGUCCGAUGGACAAACCAGGAGACAGCCCAAUUAUUGUUAUGGGACUUCAAGAUGGCAGUAUUGUGGGAUAUGCGAGUGUCGACAUGGCAACCCAGCAUCUUUUUAUAUUUAAAAGCCCCAGAGAGGUGCCUGUUGUGUGCCUGAAGCAUUUGCUGAAUAUUUUGUUCGCCGGCCUGCAGGAUGGGACCGUCACAAUAUACACCAGGACAAACGAUGGGAAAUGGGAAUGGGACACUCCCCACUUGGUAAAAAUUGGUUCCGCUUCAGUUGAAACUCUGCUGGCAGUGGAUGAGACGGUGUGGGCUAGCUGUCGGAACAAGGUCACCUUGAUCAAUGUUCCUUGCUUCACUACAAGGUGUUUUGAAGCCCACCCUGAUGACGAAGUGAAGGUGACUCAGAUGAUGAAAGCAGGCGGUGGGGUGUGGAUGGCUUUCUCAGCCGGAUCCUCCAUUCGAUUAUUUCACACGGAGACUCUGGAGCAUCUGCAGGAAAUCAAUGUAGUUCCACGCAGCACCUUCUUCACGCCAGGCCAAAAGAACAUUUUGGUGACGUGUUUGCUUGUUUGCCAAGGGAUGCUUUGGGUUGGGACCAAUCAAGGAAUCUUGAUCGCUUUACCAGUACCAAAACUGGAGGGAAUUCCAAAAGUAACAGGAAAGGGAAUGAUCUCACUGAAUGCACAUUGUGGUCCUGUGGAGUUUCUGAUCCCUACCAUUGGCUCUCUGGACUUGGACUUACUGAAGAGUGAGUCGACUGACGAAAUGCCUCAAUAUCAGGAACUGAACAGCAAAGAGGAUUCCUCAUCCCAGGAAUCCCUUCAGGAUCAGCACAACCACAUAGAUAAGAAGCAAGGGAUCUCGCUGUGUUACAAUCUGCGCUCCACCUCCCACCUGCCCGGUCAGUUACUGUCAGCACGCAGCGGUGAGGCUCAGGCCAAUGAGAACUCACUGGAGCACAGUGUUGAGGACGGUUCCAUCUAUGAGAUAAUCGAUGACCCGGACGUGUGGGUUCGAAGCAGGUCUUCAGCCCGAGAAGUUGUCAGAAAAGAGAAAGUCAGCUCAGUUGCCAUUGCAUCUGGAGGCAGGGGCUACCAGAACUUUAGCAGGGACUUCAAGCCGACUGUUCACAACAGGAAUGAAAACACGUUGCUGAUUUGGCAGAUUCCGCUGUCUUUGUAGAGUUCUGGCAGAUAUGCAUUUGUGAAAUGUGUCUACUGGAGAUGCACUCUGUUAGCAGAUUGCACCAUGUUCAAUUACCUGCAGUUUGAGAAGAUUCCACUUCAUAAACAGGGUUACAUGCUCAAUUAGCAAGAGGUUGUGCAUCCCUUCCUUGGUUAGCAUGAAGAUUUAAAAGCAUUCUCUACCAUUAUUGCUGACACCAUUCACUUGUUGGAGUUCCCUUUUAAGGAGGGCUCCUAGCUCUGUAACUCUUCCUGCCCUGUAUUUCUAGGUGUUGGGUGAAUGGUGCAUCGCACAGAAACAGGGAAAGAGUACGUUGUGCCAUCGGUUUUGUCUUUUCUCACUCCCUUGCCCUUUUCCUAAUUCUUUUGUUUCUUCCCCCUACAUCACUAAAGGUGCCAGCCCUAUGUUUGCUGCUUUGGAAUAUUAAAGGAAUGUUGAAGUCAUUCCUAAGUCACUUUAUCUCCUCCUCACCUUCACUCUUCUCGCAUGUUUCCACUCUUUCCCACCCCAGAAGACUGGGAAAUGACUCCAUGGGCGCUGGCAGCCCUUUGACUCUGUGCCCAAGCGGCCAAUCUUUGUACAGGAACCUGGACGUUGAAUGUCUUUAGGCUAUUGGACUUUGGAGGGCACCAAAGCUGAACCUUCUCUGGGAUCAACACGUGCACUUUCCAGCAGGAAUCACUGGAGGACAGUUGUGUCCCAUCCCACUCUCUUCUCAGCCUGGGGAUUCUGAAGUAAUUCUUCCCACACCACUAUUACAUUCUGGCUGGUUGGCUUACAAAUGAAAUAUGUGGAAGGACAUGAUCAGCUCUAUCAGCCUUACGCAAAAAUAAUUGGGAGCAAUGGGUUUUUGUGAAAAUAAAGUUCUUUGGUGGCUGCAA
Messenger RNA from Chiloscyllium plagiosum (whitespotted bambooshark), 4522 nucleotides. The record is from RefSeq and is a predicted model, not a curated record. Lineage: Eukaryota; Metazoa; Chordata; Chondrichthyes; Orectolobiformes; Hemiscylliidae.